UUACCCCACGAUAACUCGCUCUUCCUCGUCGUCCGGGGGCCGCGCCUGCUCCACGAAAUCCGGCUUGGCGCACGCAAAGUACUUGGACAGGUUCUUGAACAGCGCGACCGGGAUUUUGACGUAUUCUUCUUCUUCGACGUCGUAGGCCACGUCCUCGUCGGGCACCGACGGCGAUUUGCGCCACCGCCGCGGCGACCGCGGCGGGGGCCGGUCGACGAUCGGCGCGUGGCGCGAGCCGUGGUGGAGCCAGCCCUUCUCGAGUUGCCUCAUUUGCGCGGCGUCGGGUUUAGUCCGGCGCGGCGUCUUUCGCCGCCGGCGCGGCGUGACGACGGGCGCGGCGGGUUUCGGCGUCACUGGUGCGGCUGGCCGCGCGGCCGGCUUCGCGUCCAGGGGCGCCGGGCUCGCGUAGUAGCGCCAGCCCGCGCGGCGCUGUGCAAGUCGCUCCGCUUCCGGACUCGACCAAGGCGACACCGUGCGCUGCCCCGCGUCUGGGGACCACGCGAGGCGCCGCUUCGUGGGCGUGACGCGCGCGGCGCUGAUGAGCAUGGAAGUCUGCAGUCGUGUUGGCAUGUCCAUGGUGGCCAGGGCUGGCGCGUGGAACGGCGUCCGGAGCUGCGUCGAUGGCGUCCGGAGUGCGACAACGAUGCGAGCGGCUGCUGCCUCGCGGUUGGGCAGCGAUGCGAGCCUUUGGCACGGAUCGCCCGUCGCAAUUCGUUCAGGGUGGACUCGUGUCGAUGCGUGGGGCUGCGAUUCGCGCGCGAUGCGCUUGGGAGAGGAGCUUUGGCCGCCUCUCAC
Molecule: messenger RNA, 795 nt
Organism: Pelagomonas calceolata
Lineage: Eukaryota; Pelagophyceae; Pelagomonadales; Pelagomonadaceae
Source: the annotation of a GenBank genome assembly